UCCGGCGCGGCCGGGGCCGGCAGCCUCAACGCCGCAGCGGCGAGGAGCGGGCGCCACAGGGAGCCACGGGAGUUGUCGGCGCCGCGGCCCGUGCGCAGGCUCAAGUUUCAACGUCCCUCGGAGUAAGUUGCCUCAGAGUGAUUCAGCAGAUUUUGAUACAGCACAGUGACCUUGCCUGCGGGUUACUCUGCAACAGCAUUAACCCAUCUGAUCACACAGGCAGGAUGGUGCAAGGCAGUUUAUGCUCUAUGGACUGCUAAAGUCAACUGAGUUAUCAGGAGAAAGCCGCCAGGAGCACAGAGGGCAGCGUGUCUUCUGAUGCCACUCUUCAUUCACUGUCUCCUACAAUUGUCUUUGCUGAGAGUUUUCCCCAGGUCAGAUUCAAAGAAACUUUUUUGGCAGAAAGAGAAAAACACCUUCUAUGUCCAAGAAUUAAUGUCAUCAGAACCAAAUGUCCUGAAAGAAUACCUCCAUCAGUAAGGAAGGGAAGGAAGCUUAUGAAGGAUUCAGGCUGAAGUAGCUGAUGUGACUUAUGUCAAUCUACUAACAGAGUCCAAAGACCAUAAAAUAUGAAAAUAAAAUGUGGAUUGCUGCCACAGCAUUUUUUUAAACUGUGUGAGCUUUUCAGACAUCAGAUUCUUUUUAACUAGCAGGCUGCUAAAUGAUGAGAAGAAAAAGGCUGCAAUUUUCUGCUGGCAAAGGAGACGAGAACUCUGAAAUCAUGGCAGGGAAACCCAAGCUGCACUACACCAGGGGAAGAGGGAGGAUGGAGUCAAUCCGAUGGCUGUUAGCAGCAGCUGGAGUUGAGUUUGAGGAAGAAUUCAUAGAAACCAAGGGAGACCUAGACAAAUUGCUCAAUGAUGGAGUCCUGCUGUUCCAGCAAGUGCCCAUGGUGGAGAUUGAUGGGAUGAAGAUGGUGCAGACCAGAGCCAUCCUCUGCUACAUAGCAGGGAAAUACAACCUCUAUGGGAAAGACCUGAAGGAGAGAGCCUGGAUUGAUAUGUACGUGGAGGGAGCAACAGACCUGAUGGGGAUGAUCAUGUCUCACCCUUUGCAACCAGCUGACACAAAGGAAAAGAAUCUUGCCUUAAUCAUUGAACGAGCUACAACCAGGUACUUUCCUGUUUAUGAAAAGGCCUUAAAAGCACAGGGGCAUGACUACCUUGUUGGCAACAAAUUAAGCUGGGCAGACAUCCAUCUGCUGGAAGCCAUUUUAAUGGUAGAAGAAUGUAAGCCUGGUACACUGUCUGCAUUCCCUCUGCUACAGGCUUUUAAAGGAAGAAUAAGCAACAUUCCUACAAUCAAGAAAUUCCUGCAGCCUGGCAGCCAGAGGAAGCCUCCACCAGAUGAGAAAUAUAUUGCCAAUGUGAGAAAAAUAUUCAAUAUUUAGUCAUGUGGCUGCUGAAGAUAAGACAACUGUAGCGUUCCUACCAGAGCUGUGCCUUACAAGCGUAAACCGCAAAGAUGCCCUCGGUAGCUUGCACCGUGUAGCCAGUGGCAUGAUAACUGUUGAAAUAAAACUCGCAUUUAAAUUAGUACUGGGCUAAUUUGGACCUGUUGAGGAAGCAGCAUUUCAUGGAGGAGUUGCACAAAAUAAAAGAUGCUGAUCCUU
Molecule: messenger RNA, 1612 nt
Organism: Colius striatus (speckled mousebird)
Lineage: Eukaryota; Metazoa; Chordata; Aves; Coliiformes; Coliidae
Product: glutathione S-transferase
Exons: 8
Coding region: 662-1390 (242 amino acids)
Biological process (GO): xenobiotic metabolic process; glutathione metabolic process
Molecular function (GO): glutathione transferase activity
Source: RefSeq, a predicted model, not a curated record